GUCUGGUAUAAACUUCUGGUUCCGGCAGAAGAAGAAAGAAGUGGAGAGAAAUGGCAAGUGUUGGCAACAGUUGCUUUGGCUCAGUCUUCGUAGCUCCGCUUGAAAACGAUGUGUUUUUUAAGAAGAUUAAGAAAUCUCCAUGCAAUUUUUUAAUGGGAUUCAAUAAUUCUUCCAAAUCCAACAAAAUUUAUUGUGGAUUGCCAGAAAACCCCACGAGCAGCAGACCCUCCAUUUCAAAGAACACGGUGGAGGAAUACAACGCUGCAAUGAAGAAGAUGAUGAGGAACCCCUAUGAGUACCACCAUGAUCUGGGCAUGAACUACACACUGAUAACUGAUGACUUGAUAGUCGGCUCGCAGCCUCAGAAACCGGAAGAUAUAGACCACCUGAAGGAAGAAGAGAAUGUGGCAUACAUUUUAAACUUGCAGCAGGACACGGAUGUUGAAUAUUGGGGAGUUGACUUGCAGUCGAUAAUAAAAAGGUGUAAAGAACUUGGAAUCCGGCACAUGAGGAGACCCGCAAAGGAUUUCGAUCCAGAUUCCUUGCGAAAUGGUCUACCUAAAGCAGUUUCAUCACUCGAAUGGGCCAUCUCUGAGGGAAAAGGAAAAGUGUAUGUGCAUUGCACUGCUGGAUUGGGAAGGGCCCCGGCUGUUGCAAUUGCCUACAUGUACUGGUUCCUUGGAAUGAAUCUGAAUGCAGCAUACGAUGAGCUAACUUCCAAGAGACCUUGCGGGCCAAAUAAGAGGGCAAUACGCGGAGCUACCUAUGAUCUGACCAAAACUGACCCAUGGAAGGAACCCUUUGAGAGUCUUCCUGAAUAUGCUUUUGAGAAUUUAGCAGACUGGGAAAGGAACUUGAUUAGAGACCGCGUCUAUUCUCUCCGUGGAACUUGAUCUCUUUGGUUCCCAUGCCAUUAAAAGCUCAACAUCGUUGAUCAAGGCAAUGCAGCAGAGAGUUGGUACUGGGGAUAGAUGGCGGAUUAAUUUCUGGGCAAUGCUCGACGCUGGACGCCUAUCAAGCAUACUCGUCAUUUUUUUCAAUCUACCCUGUGCGAUCAUAUAUUAUUUAGCUUAGUGUAUAAGAUUAAACAAAAUAAUGAGGCCACAGAAGUAUGUGGCAUCGAAAUGAUACAUUGGUGAUUGCGGUAUUUGAGCCGUUUAAUUGCGAGUCUGAUAAUUUAUGAAUCUGCAACAAGUUUAAUAAAAAUGCAGUUCUUUUCAUAUU
Malus domestica (apple) is the source of this 1224-nucleotide messenger RNA. Its product is annotated as phosphoglucan phosphatase LSF2, chloroplastic. Gene Ontology annotation, molecular function: protein tyrosine/serine/threonine phosphatase activity; carbohydrate phosphatase activity; starch binding. Gene Ontology annotation, cellular component: chloroplast. The record is from RefSeq and is a predicted model, not a curated record. Gene Ontology annotation, biological process: starch catabolic process; protein dephosphorylation. Lineage: Eukaryota; Viridiplantae; Streptophyta; Magnoliopsida; Rosales; Rosaceae.